Messenger RNA from Ricinus communis (castor bean), 2765 nucleotides. Its product is annotated as ent-kaurene synthase, chloroplastic. Gene Ontology annotation, biological process: gibberellin biosynthetic process. The record is from RefSeq and is a predicted model, not a curated record. Lineage: Eukaryota; Viridiplantae; Streptophyta; Magnoliopsida; Malpighiales; Euphorbiaceae. The transcript is spliced from 16 exons. Bases 119 to 2476 code for a protein of 785 amino acids. Gene Ontology annotation, molecular function: magnesium ion binding; terpene synthase activity. Gene Ontology annotation, cellular component: chloroplast.
CUCUUUUUAAAUAUAUAUAUAUAUAUAUAUAUAUAACAAAACCGACAAGGCUCUUUGCCACUCUCCCUUCUUCACUGUCUCCCUCCCUUGCUUUCCCCUAGAAACUCUUCACAAAGCCAUGAGUCUAGGCAAGAGCAUCCAGCUUGGAAUUAACGCAAAUUUAAGAGACCCUGGAUCAGAGUUAGUCGCACAAGUCAAUAAAAAAGCAUUUCAGUCAUUUGAUGGCACUAAAGAAAGAAUUAAGAGGAUGUUUGAUAAGAUUGAACUUUCGGUUUCUCCGUAUGACACUGCUUGGGUAGCAAUGAUCCCAUCUUUGAAUUCCGUACAAGCUCCUUUCUUUCCUGAGUGCACAAAAUGGAUAGUUGAUAAUCAACUUAGUGAUGGUUCUUGGGGUCUUCCUCAUCACCAUCCAUUGUUAAUAAAGGAUACCCUUUCAUCCACAUUAGCAUGCGUCCUUGCAUUGAAGAAAUGGGGAGUUGGUGAAACCCUGGUUAACAAAGGUCUGCAGUUUAUUGAAUUAAAUUCAACUUCAUUAAAUGAUGAGAAACAACAUACGCCAAUUGGAUUUGAUAUAAUAUUUCCUGCUAUGCUUGAGCAUGCUAAAGAGUUGGCUUUGAACCUGCCUUUGAAAUCAGAUGUUAUAGAUGCAAUGCUCCACAGGAGAGAUGUGGAUCUUAAGAGUGGCUCUGGUGGCAGCAAUACAGAGGGAAGAAAAGCCUACUUAGCUUACAUUGCAGAAGGGAUCAGAAAAUUCCAGGAUUGGGAAAUGGUCAUGAAGUAUCAACGAAAGAAUGGUUCACUGUUCAAUUCACCAUCUACCACUGCAGCUGCUUUUAGUCAUCUUCGUAAUGCUGAUUGUCUUCAGUAUCUGCAGUCUGUUUUACAGAAAUAUGGAAAUGCAGUUCCAACUAUUUAUCCACUAGACGUAUAUUCUCGUCUUCUUAUGGUUGACAUUCUUGAAAGGUUGGGAAUUGAUCGGCAUUUCAGGAAGGAAAUAAAAUUAGUACUGGAAGAAACAUACAGAUAUUGGUUGCAGGGGAAUGAAGAAAUAUUUCUAGAUUGUAUUACCUGCGCCAUGGCAUUUCGAAUAUUACGUGUCAAUGGAUAUGAUGUCUCUUCAGAUGUAUUUACCCAAUUUACAGAGGACCAUUUCUUCGAUUCGCUUGGAGGAUAUUUGAAGGACACGAGGACUGUGUUAGAGUUAUACAGAGCUUCACAAAUACUUUAUCCGGAUGAACCACUUUUGGAGAAACAAAAUUCAUGGACAAAUCAUUUCCUGGAGAAGUGUCUAUCCAGUGGUUCCAGUUAUGCUGACGGACCCAGGGAAUGUAUUACUGAAGUGGUGCAUAAUGCUCUCAAUUGUCCCUACUAUGCAGAUUUGGAACGUUUAACUAACAGGAGGAGCAUUGAGAAUUAUAAUGUAGAUGAAACAAGGAUUUUAAAAGCCUCAUAUCGUUGUUUGAACACUGGGAACCAACAUUUUCUUAAACUGGCGGUGGAAGACUUCAACCUCUGCCAAUUGAUACACCAGGAAGAACUUCAACAACUUGGGAGGUGGGUUGUGGAGAAAAGAUUGAACAAGCUAAAGUUUGCCAGGCAGAAGCUGGGUUAUUGUUACUUCUCUGCUGCAGCUACUCUCUUUGCUCCUGAAUUAUCUGAUGCUCGCUUAUCAUGGGCGAAAAACGGUGUGCUUACUACUGUUGUUGACGACUUCUUUGAUGUUGGCGGUUCUGUAGAGGAACUGAUAAACCUUAUCCAGUUGAUUGAGAAGUGGGAUGUAGACGAGAGCACUCACUUCUGUUCUGAGCAAGUUGAGAUCAUAUUUUCAGCACUUCGCAGCACCAUUUCUGAGAUUGGAGACAAAGCAUUCACAUGGCAAGGACGUAAAGUCACAAGUCAUGUCAUCAAAAUUUGGUUGGAUUUGCUGAAGUCAAUGUUGACGGAAACUCUCUGGACGAAAAGCAAGUCAAUACCUACACUUGACGAGUAUAUGAUUAAUGGCUACGUGUCAUUUGCUUUAGGACCAAUUGUCCUCCCAGCUCUUUUUCUUGUUGGACCUAAACUUACAGAGGAGGAUGUUAGGGACCCUGAAUUGCAUGAUCUGUUUAAAGCUAUGGGUACCUGUGGGCGUCUCCUCAAUGAUUGGAGAGGAUUUCAGAGAGAAUCCAAAGAAGGGAAAUUGAAUGCUGUCUCACUGCACAUGAUUCAAGGAAACGGUGGUGUAAAUGAAGAAGAGGCCAUUAGAAAGAUAAAGGUUUUAAUUAACAGUCAGAGGAGUGAACUGCUGAGACUAGUUUUGCGGGAAAAGAACAGUAAUAUCCCAAGAGCAUGCAAGGAUUUGUUUUGGAAAAUGAUCAAAGUGUUGCACCUUUUUUACUUGAAGGAUGAUGGAUUCACUUCAAAUGAAAUGAUCAGUACUGCAAAUGCAGUGAUUACUGAACCUGUCGCAUUCCAUGGACCGGAAAACCCAUGGUAAGGGAAACAAUGAAUGCUGCAACAUUGCAUGUCUUCAUGUCACUAGCAGCGGUGAAAGAUACAACUGAGAAAGAUUAACCGGCGUUGGUAAAGUAAACAGUUUUUUCUAGUAAUAUGGAAUGAGAAACAAUUAGUGGAAGGAAAGUUAUAAUAGUUGCUAAGAAUUAGAGUUGCAUUGUAGAUACAAUAUUGAUAACUUUUAUGUUGUUCUUGGGGUCAUUAAUGACUCUUGACUGAAUCUUUUAACUCUCCACAGUGCCUUUAAUCGUUCCAAUUGAUAUAUUGGUAUA